This is a messenger RNA of Setaria italica (foxtail millet), 351 nucleotides long. Its product is annotated as shematrin-like protein 2. Bases 1 to 351 code for a protein of 116 amino acids. The record is from RefSeq and is a predicted model, not a curated record. NCBI's taxonomy places the organism in Eukaryota, Viridiplantae, Streptophyta, Magnoliopsida, Poales, Poaceae. The transcript is spliced from 2 exons.
AUGGCGGCCAAGUGGUGGUUCAUCGCCUCCCUCCUGCUCUGCCUCGCCGUGGCGGCGGCGGCGGCGAGGGGAAUGCCCCGCGACUGCGACACCGCCACCUUCGCGGCAGAAGCCGUCGCCGGGGCCGACGACGACAACGACAGCGCCAACGCCGGCGCCGUGGACGAGGAGGCCAAGACCGCCGACGUGUUCGGCGGGCGGACCCGCGGCGGCGGCCUCUUCGGCGGCGUCCAUGGCCCGCUGGGCGGGGGCGUCGCGGGGUUCGGCCCGUUCGGCGGGGCCGUGGCCGGCGCCGGGCCGUUCGGCGGGUUCGGAGGAGGCGGCGGCCUCGGUUCUUUAGCACAAAAGUGA